Molecule: messenger RNA, 1095 nt
Organism: Oppiella nova
Lineage: Eukaryota; Metazoa; Arthropoda; Arachnida; Sarcoptiformes; Oppiidae
Source: the annotation of a GenBank genome assembly
CAAUUACAAUGCGUUUCAAACGGCAAAUGCGAGAUCAAUGUACAGACGAGACGAUUGUGUCCGAAGUGUAGACUUAAAAAAUGCUUUGACAUCGGAAUGAGAAUUGAUUUCAUACGAAGUGAAACGGAAAACAAAAUUCGCCGACAAUUGAUGAUUGAAAAGAAAAUGAAAAAACUAUUGCAAGACAUGAGCGCAUAUUCUGGCGAUUCUUCGGACAACGAUUCAACGAUUCCAGAAUCCGAUGGCAACAGCAGUGCCAUCGAUGACAUGGAUGACUGGAUUGAACACAUUUGCGAUGACUCACAAGAAUCAAGUCGACAGGUUAUGGACAUUAAGCACUGUCUGUCGGGAAAGUCAGAUAUAUUGAGCGAAAUCCGACAAAAGGCACAGAAACUGGCGGUCAUUCCGAUGUGCAAAACGCUGACCGACUAUAACGGCAUAAAUCAGUUGGAAAGCCGUCGUAUAGAUGAGCUAUUGGUGGCGACCAACGUAUUCAACACCGAAUUGAGCGAUAAUAUCGUGGAGAUUCGUGAUCCAAAUGAGGGGUUUCGAGUGACAAACCAAAAGUACGAACAGGGGAUCCAGACUAUUGUCGACUUCACCAAACGAUUGGACGGUUUUCAGAAACUGUGUCUCGAGGACAAGAUUUCACUCGUGAAGUACGGGUGCCUUGAAUUGAAUUUUCUCAGAAGUCUACCGUAUUUUGACGAACAAACUCAAGAAUAUCGGCUCCCAUUAACUAAUAAUAGCACACUUAAGGUCACUUUGGAGUCUUUCAAAGAGCAUAGGAUGCCAACAUAUUACCCAUUGAAGCUAUUUAUGGAUAAAUUCUUCACAGAAUGGAAUAGGGAUCAAGUUAUAAUUGACCUGUUAUCUGCGAUCGUAAUUAUGAACCCUAAGCGACCAAACCUAACUCACAAACAAAGUAUCAAACUGGAGCAACAGCUUUAUGUGUAUUUAUUGCAACGAUACUUACUAUUGAGAUAUCAAUCGGAGUCGGAAUCAAAACUCCAGAAACUGAUGGUUUCGUUGACAGACCUCACGAUUACAGCCGAAGCCCAUAAACAGUGCGAAGUGCAAGAGAAAGACAAUUGA